AUGCAAUAUCAAGCAGCAGCUGCAGCUGAGUCAUGGAGGAGUACAACCAACACCGGUUAUUACUGCAACUACAUGCCGGUAAGGCACCACCCCACGGUGGCAUUUGAUCCAUUAGAGAGGGUGGCAAAGCUGGCGUCACAAAGUGCGGUGGUAAUAUUCAGUCUGAGCACCUGCUGCAUGUGCUACGCCGUUAAGAGCCUCUUCUCCGGGAUGGGUGUGAACCCAACUGUCUAUGAGCUCGAUGAGGAUCCCAUCAGAGGAAGAGAGAUAGAGAAGGCUCUGGUGAGGCUUUUGGGCAACUCCACGGCGGUUCCGGUGGUGUUUAUCGGCGGGAAACUAGUGGGGACGAUGGAUAGAGUGAUGGCUGCGCAUAUCAAUGGGACACUGGUGCCGCUUCUGAAGAAAGCAGGAGCCCUUUGGCUAUGA
This is a messenger RNA of Lactuca virosa, 426 nucleotides long. NCBI's taxonomy places the organism in Eukaryota, Viridiplantae, Streptophyta, Magnoliopsida, Asterales, Asteraceae. The record is from the annotation of a GenBank genome assembly.